AUGUUUUCCUCGCGCAGAGUCUUACAGUCGCAAUUACGCCUCCUCCGGAACAAGCCGCUGUUACCAUGUCGAUACACACUUCGUCCCUCGAGGAACACCAGUACUGCCGCCCAUGAACCGAUACCUCAACCGUCGCGGUGGCCGCGACGCCUGGCGUACAUUGCGAUUUUCGGUAGCCUUGGGAUUGCUGCCGGAAAGUGGAUGGAUAGGAAGCUCGCACCACCGCCAUUGCCCGAUACAGAGGAAGAUCGCGAAAGACUAGAAGAAAUCCGUUACAUCUACGAACACGGGCUGCCCAUCGUGAAGGAACUUCGAGAGAACCCCGACUAUAUAGAGGCUGAGGUAUACGGCAAUUAUUCGGAGGAAGAUAAAUUACAGAGGCUGAGUUCGGGUCCUUUACGAGGUAGCCGAGGGUUAGCAUUCCAGAGAAUAUUCUACAAUGAUAAGGAGAAGGAGGCCAUCAAUGUCGCAUAUGUCGGACCGGGAUUAGAAGGAUGGCCGACGGUUGUUCAUGGAGGUGCUCUGGGGACCGUGAUCGAUGAGCAUCUAGCCCGAGUCGCAAUCAGACAUCUUCCACAACGCACUGGAGUCACGGCCAAUCUACAGCUCAAAUACCGUGCACCGGUGUACUCGGGUAACUUUUACACCUUCCAUGCUACUCUGGACGAGGAACGGAGCACAGAACGCAAGGCAUGGGUGAAGGGAGAAGUACGCGACCCCAUGGGACGGUUGUGUAUCGAGGCUUCCGCCCUCUUUGUAGUCCCCAAGUCCUAUAAGCUUCAAGAGGUUGGAGAACGCUAUUGA
Messenger RNA from Aspergillus luchuensis, 804 nucleotides. RefSeq names its product PaaI family thioesterase. NCBI's taxonomy places the organism in Eukaryota, Fungi, Ascomycota, Eurotiomycetes, Eurotiales, Aspergillaceae. Bases 1 to 804 code for a protein of 267 amino acids. The record is from RefSeq and is a predicted model, not a curated record. The transcript is spliced from 2 exons.